ACACUUUUGACAUCUUAUCAGCAACAUCGCUAUCAGCGCGGAGACAGCGACUAGUUCCUCAGCACAUUUUUAAUCCGGUCUACAGCAUUUUAAUCCGUCUAUCACAAUGAUACACAUCAAAUGUAAAGACACCAAUCUAGAUCCGAUUCCAGUCAAGAUUGGUAUCAUUGGUGGCUCUGGUCUGGAUGAUCCAGACAUUUUAGAACAACGCAAAGAGAAGAUAGUGGAGACACCAUACGGUGAUCCAUCUGAUGCUCUGAUCGAAGGCGAAAUCGGAGGGGUACAGUGCGUCCUUCUGGCUCGCCAUGGACGCAAGCAUGAUAUUAUGCCAUCCAAUGUUAACUAUCGUGCCAACAUCUGGGCUUUACGUCAGGUGGGCUGUACACAUCUGAUUGUGUCGACUGCUUGUGGAUCCCUAAGAGAGUCCAUUCAGCCAGGUAAUUUGGUGGUGCCACAUGACUUCAUUGAUCGCACCACCAAGCGGGCGCAGACUUUUUAUGAUGGCCAGCAUGAGGGCAUGGCUGGCGUCUGUCAUUUGCCCAUGUAUCCAGCCUUCUGUGAGCGCACGCGUAAGGUUCUACUAGAUGCGGCCAAGGAACUGGGAUAUGCUGCACAUGAUAAGGCUACUAUAGUCACAAUAGAGGGUCCUCGCUUCUCCUCCCGCUCAGAGAGCAACAUGUUCCGACAGUGGGGCGGAGAUCUGAUCAAUAUGACAACUUGCCCGGAAGUUGUGCUGGCCAAGGAGGCAGGCCUGUUAUAUGGCUCAGUGGCCAUUGCGACCGACUAUGAUUGCUGGCGCAUGGGCUGCGAAGGCGUUAACGUGCAGGAUGUGCUCAAGACAUUUGCCGAAAAUGUGGCCAAGGUGAAGAAGAUUCUAGUGAAUGCUGUUGGCCGUAUUGCUAAGGAAGACUGGUCCGAGGAUAUUUUAAAUGCCAAGCAAUGCGUCUGCAACAACACUAUGUCCGGUGCCAUGUGACGCUUUUUGCUGUUAUGCACCCAAAUAACCAAAGAUACCAUUCGGCGCCGAAAGCCACUUGUCCAGCCUAUUUUCUCAAAGUAUUCAAGGAAACACGAGCCAAGAGUUCUCUCAAUAUCCAUUGCUUAUGAAUUGGAGCCUGGCAAGCGACGAAGAGAAUUCACCAUAAAACCAGAGAAUUAUAACAGAACUCCGUCACCGAACGCUCAAUCCUAAACUUGCAACAUUUCCGCACAACGAAUAUAUUUAGUGACUAAUAUUAAUCUGUGACAAGUGAUGAUUUUUAGUAUAUCUUGAAUGCGUUGUCUGAACACUAAUAAACGAACGGUAUCUUAUCGAACUA
Drosophila navojoa is the source of this 1319-nucleotide messenger RNA. RefSeq names its product Methylthioadenosine phosphorylase (gene Mtap). Gene Ontology annotation, molecular function: S-methyl-5-thioadenosine phosphorylase activity. Lineage: Eukaryota; Metazoa; Arthropoda; Insecta; Diptera; Drosophilidae. Gene Ontology annotation, cellular component: cytosol. The record is from RefSeq and is a predicted model, not a curated record. Gene Ontology annotation, biological process: nucleoside metabolic process.